AUGUGCCAUUCCCAGAAGCUUCCAGGGCGUCCAGGUGGUCAGGCUAGUCAUGCCAGACAAGACUUGGAACGCAACAAAGAAUGUUUGAUCAGAGUCAGCAAGAAUCUGUUCUCUCAGGUCAUCAGCGGCCUUGCAACUAUUCUCAAGAACCUUGCAUCUGCUAAGGGGCUGAAUCCAGACCAAGAGAAAAGCCUUUUUCAGUCGCAGCUCAUCAUUUUAGACACUCUAGAGAAAUGUCUCUCAGCUCAACCCAAAGACACGUCUCGUUCAGAUGAGACCAUGCUGGUCAAAUCUCUUCUGCCAGAAAUCUGUCAGCUGCUGAACGUUAUCUCUGAGAACCCUCUCACACACCAACUUAGAACGUCUGCUUCUAGAGUCUUGUUUGCACUGAGUCUGAACAACUUCAAUGCAGUGUUCAGUAGGAUAUCAGCGAGACUGGAUGCAUUGAGCAAAUCCAGUGAUGAAACUUGUGAUGAGAGUGAUAUAGAACUGAUACAACACAUCAAUGUUGACUGUGCUAGACUUACAAGACUACUCAAUGAAAUCAUCAGUAAGUUCCACUCUUUGAAGAGAAAUGCCAUGACGGUGUUAGCACAAAGCCUGGAGAAGGCAAUCUGGAAUUGGAUGGACAACUACCCAGUGGAAUUCAUGCAACUUCAAAGAUAUCAACACAGAGAUAGUGAUGGUGUGAAUUCCCGUCUAGGACUAACCCCUCAUCAUUGUGCCGAGUGCUGUGAGAAACUCUUUGAUCUAGCGGAAAGCCAACAGGAAUCCACUAAACGAAAGAGCUCAAUGCUUCUUCUUCAGGUCAUGCUGCUAGUCUUGUGCCCAGGUCCAUUAGCUGAAAUCCUCCAUUCCAAUCACUCCAACCUAUCCCCCAAGCAAAUGCAGAAGAAGCAGUUACUGGACUCCCUACGUCGGUGGCUAGAAUCCCCCGGCAGUAGCAACAGACAACAGAUGGAGUGGGCUGUGGUGGCCUGUGUCAAGCUGUGUAAGGCUGCAUCUUACCUGCAGAACUCCGAGGGGAACGCCCUCUAUGAUUGGGUGCUCAAGAUGCUGGCAGAUCUCAAUAAUCAACUGUUCUGUCCGACACGUUCACUUCGCUCUCAAGUAGACGUUGAGCUGCUGAUAGACAGUGCUGUGGCCUGUUACCGGCUCAGGCCUUCGCUGCCAGAACACUUCCGGACCUGCCUUCAGGCUCAGUCCCCCACUGUAUUCCACCUGGUACUGGCCCAGGCUCUGCAUACCAUUGUAACAAAGUCUCACAUGCCUUGGUGGCCAAAGAUUGCUCAGCUCUACUGUUUCUCUGAGAACCUAAGACGACUCUUUGAACAUUAUCGGAAGUGCAAUCAGAACCACAACACUGCAGUCAGAAAUCCGCCAAGCUUGACAACACUGAAAUCCAAGAUGCCAGGAUGGAAGUCAAGGGACAAGUCUAGUGAAGACUUCCCUAGUGCUGUUCUUCUCUGGCUUGUUAAAUUAGUCCAUGCUGAUCCUAAACUCAUGCUGCAUAGCCAAGGAUCUGCUGGACAUGUCAUCCAAAACAACACAUACCAGCUGAUCACAGGGUUAGUGAAUCUCAUGUGCCAGUAUUCAACCAUUCCAGACAUCUCAGUAGAAGCCAUGAAAGCUCUUCUUACACUCCAUCAACCAGGGAAUGUUGAGCUCUGGAACCCUGAGGCACCCAUUGCAACAUUCUGGGACAUAAGCUCUCAGGUGUUGUUCUCAGUGGCUCAGAAGCUUCUUACCCAACAGAUUGUUAACACCACAGAGGUACUCAAGUGGCUCAGUGAGGUCCUUUCUCUCCGAAACCGAUUCCUCAACAAAUACAAGGACCAUGCAACAGUAGAUAGCAACAUUCCAAGAACAAGGGAGGCUCAGAACAAGUUAGAGUGUGUAUUCUUUAUGAACCUAUGGAGCUGUGACCAGGAAGCUACGUCCACUGCCCUCUCCUGCCUGGGUCAGCUCUGUGAGGAAGCAGAGAUAUGCUGCGGCACCGACGACCUUGCCCUCACUCAGGUGGUGCCCAACUAUGGUGUCUACACAGAGCUAGCCCGCCUCCCACAAAUAGGACCACAGGAAAAAGUAGCUCAGCGGAAAAGAAUAUUUGCAUCUUUAAGAAAGAUUGAAUAUGUCACCGAUGGAAACAGUCAGGCAUGGGAUGAGACAUACACCCUUUGGGAGAACUCCACAAGAUCAUUAGGAUUGUACAAAGGAAAAGGAGAGGACAGUGCCUCACUGGAUAGUAAAGGGAACAUGAGACGGACUGGGAAAGCAUCACACAGUGUACUGCAGCCCAGAGAGCAAGAGUUUGAAGAAUGGAAGAACAUGACUGGUUUCUUAUGUGCAUCAGGUGGUAUGUGCCUCAAGUCUAGAAACAGGAGACCAAGAUAUGAUUCACCAUGUGAAGCUGGUCCAAGACACAUAGGAGCUCCAGUCCUUGCUUCAUCUCCAGUCACUGAGGAACCUACAGAUCAACUCAAAAAUUUCAUGGCCAGUCUAUUGAGAUUACUAGUGUGCAAUAAUGAGAAACAUGGUGCUAAGGCUCGAGACUGUGUGAAAGAGAUGAUAGGAGAGGAACUUGAUCCAGCGCUCUAUCCACAGCUCUUCCAACAGAUCAAGGAAUAUGUUGAUAAAUUCUUUGACAGUAAUGGACAGGUUGAAACAACAGAGGCCAAUACCUUGUUCAUCAAACACGUCAUCCAGGUGCUACGUCAGGUCCUUGGGAAUGGUAGCGAGGAAGAAGAGGUAGCAGAACAUCUAGGCAUUGUCAGUAUAGAGGGCCUUAUACUCUCUAUAACAAGGUAUGUAAGGAGACUAGAUCCCAGCACAGCCAAUGAGAAUGUUGUAAAGAUCAAAGUCCAACUGUGCAAGCUUUUAUCCAUGAUGAUGAUGAGAAGGGAUUGUCUAUCAUUCAGGCAAGAGAUCCGUUUCAGGAACAAGCUAGUAGACUAUCUCUCAGAUUGGAUCCUUGGAUUCUCAAAUGAUGGUGCCACUGAUGAAAUCAAGUCUCUUACAAGAGAGUUGGAUGAAGCAAGUAUGGAAGCCAUGGCCUCUCUGCUAGUAGCACUCCCUCUACAGCCAGAAGAAGGAGAUGCUGGUGAUAUCAUGGAAGCCAAAUCAAAACUAUUUCUGAAAUAUUUCACAUUAUUUAUGAAGCUCUUGAACGAUGUAAUGGAUAGAGAGGAGGAGAAGAGCGUUGAAUCAACAAGGUCUCUUCCCGAGACUAAUAAUCAGUCUUCACUCAGGAAAUGUACUAUACAAGCAAUGUCAAACCUACUCAGUGCAAACAUAGACAGUGGUCUUAGACAUUCCAUAGAACUGGGUUAUCACCCUGACGUCCAGACGAGGGCAGCCUUCAUCGAAGUCCUCACCAAGAUCCUUCAGCAAGGAACAGAGUUUGACACCCUGGCAGAGACAGUCCUUGCUGACCGGUUUGAGAGGCUGGUUGGUCUUAUGACCAUGCUCGGUGACAAGGGGGAACUCCCCAUCGCCAUGGCCCUCGCUAACGUCAUUGCCUCAUCACAGAUGGAUGAACUAGCCAGGGUCUAUGUGACUCUGUUUGAUGCUAAACACUUGCUCUACCAACUGCUGUGGAAUAUGUUCUCGAAAGAGGUGGAGCUGGCGGACUGCAUGCAGACCUUAUUCCGAGGCAACAGCCUGGCGUCCAAGAUCAUGGCUGCCUGCUUCAAGAUGUACGGUCAGAACUACCUCAAGCUCCUCCUCCAGCCGCUGGUGCAGGAGAUGAUGACGGGUCCGACGAGUCAUAUCCGCUACGAGGUGGAUACUGCUCGCAUGGAAGCACAUGAAGAGGACAACCUUCCAGAGUACCAGGCUAACCUUAUGCAGCUGGCCAAGAAGUUCUUCAUUGCCAUUGUCACUUCAGUCGAUCAGUUUCCGCCUCAGCUGCGUAGUGUAUGCCAUUGCUUGAAGGAGGUCGUAGCCCAGAGGUUUCCAAUGAAUACUUUAGGGGCAGUGGGAAGUGCAAUAUUCCUCAGGUUUAUCAAUCCUGCCAUUGUAUCACCCUAUGAGCAUGGGAUUGUGAACAUGAAGCCGUCAUUGAAGGUUCAGAGAGGCCUCAAGUUGGUCUCUAAGAUCAUGCAGAAUGUUGCCAACCAGGUGCAAUUCAAAGAACAGCACAUGAUGCACUUCAAUAAGUUUCUCAGUGAGAAUGCCGUCCGAGCCAUGAGAUUCUUCCAGGACAUUGCUUCAGACUGCCAUACCAUUGAGAGUGUCAGCAGUACUUCCUACAUCUCUGAUGCCAACGUUCUUGCCCUUCAUAGAUUAUUGUGGAAUCAUCAAGAGAAGAUGGGUGCUUUCCUGUCAAGUAGCAGGGAUCAUCGAGCCGUCGGACGGAGACCGUUUGAUAAGAUGAUCACUCUCCUGGCUUACAUUGGCCCUCCGGAACAUUCCAGAUUGGUCCUCGAUUCACAUUUUGGGAGCAUGGACCUGACAAGCAGCAGCUUUGAAGAGAUGAUGGCCAGACGCAACAUCUUCAACGAGGAAGAUUUCAAGCGUCUUAAAUCUCUCAAUAUCUUCUACCAAGAUGGCAUCUCAAAGGCAGGCAACCCUGUCUUCUACUAUGUAGCAAGGAAAUACAAGUGUUCAGAGAUAGACUUUGAGCAGUUGAUGUACCACAUCUUACUCACUCUCAAACCAUUUGAUAAGAAUCCAUUUGAAGUUGUCCUAGACUGCACCAACUUUGGACCUGACAACCGCUUCAAGCCCCAAGUCCUUUCCCGUGGUGUUCGUUUCCCUGACCAUGUCACUCAGAACCUGUCCGCUGUCUAUGUCUACAACUGUAACUCGAGACUCAAGGAAUACAUCAAGAGGAAUGAAAGGGUCUUCGUACUACUGAAGGGUACACGGAAGAUCAUAUUCAUCGAGUCCGUAGCCAAGUUGGGUGAAUACAUCGAGCCUGAUCAACAGAGAUUGCACAAGGCUACCUUAGGAUUGGAUGAAGAUCUGAAAGUAUUCAACAAUGCACUCAAACUAUCAGACUCCCACAAGGAUAUCAAAGUAGCCAUCAAGGUUGGUUCUAGUGCAAUCCAUGUGACAUGUAUGGAGAAGACUAAGAUCCUUGUCCAGCCAGUUCUACUCAAUGACAUCUACCUUGCUUCAGAGAUUGAUGAGGUUGCCCUGGUUGACGAGAAUCAGUUCACUGUGACGCUUCAAGAAGGUCGUCUCCUAUCUUUCAUGCACCAGGAGUGUGAAGAGGUUGCUAAAGCUAUUCAACACAUCAGAACAAGAUGGGAAAGAUCUCAACCGCAAGAGACAGUAGCAGUACAUUCCAAGAUCAAACCCAUGGAUGUUCCUGGCACUCUUCUCAAUAUGGCCUUAUUGAACCUUGGUAGUAAUGACCCCUGUCUGAGGUCAGCUGCCUACAACCUGCUGUGUGCCCUGACUGCGACCUUUAACCUCAAGAUUGAAGGUCAGCUGCUUGAGACGGCUGGAUUAUGCAUCCCAGCAAACAACACAAUCUUUAUUGUCAACAUCAGUAAAACAUUAGCUGCUAAUGAACCACAUCUUACACUAGAGUUCCUUCAAGAAUGUAUUACUGGAUUCAGUAAGAUCAGCAUUGAACUCAAACAUCUGUGUCUGGAAUACAUGACACCAUGGUUGCCUAACCUCACCAGGUUUAGCAAGAGAUCAGAUGAAUCAAAGAGAUACAAACUGACCGUUGUCUUAGACAAACUGAUUCAUAUGACCAUCACAGAGAAGCAGAUGUAUCCAUCGAUUCAAGCUAAGGUGUGGGGUAACAUCGGACAGGUAGAGGAUCUCAUCGACUGUGUUCUUGACAGCUUUAUCAAGACAAGUGUAUCUGGUGGUGGACUACCCAGAGCUGAAGUUAUGGCUGACACAGCAGUAGCAUUGGCAUCAGCUAAUGUCAAACUAGUAUCUGCCAAGGUUAUCGAAAGGCUAUGCAAUAUCUUAGAGAAAACAUCCCUGUCACCGACUGCAACUCUUGAGAAACACCUGAUGUGGGAUGAUAUUGCCAUCUUAACUCGUUACCUUCUCAUGCUGUCUUUUGAUAACUGCCUGGAUGUUGCCAACAACUUGCCAGCUCUGUUUCACAUAAUCACCAUGCUGGUUUCAACAGGACCACUAGCCCUAAGGGCCUCAAUACAUGGGCUAGUGAUAAACAUUAUCCACUCCCUUUGCACAUGCUCACAACUCAAGUUCAGUGAGGAGACCCAGAAAGUCCUUCAUCUUGCCCUCACUGAGUUCUCCUUGACAAGAUUCAAGAAGAUGUUUGGUAUCAGCAAGGUGAAGUCGGCUACAGUCGCUGCUUUCAGGUCAAGCUACAGGGAGAGACCGUCGGGUCAGCAGACUGAGAUCAUGCCUUUGAGUAGCUUGGAGGCCAUCACUGAUGCCUUGCUAGAAAUUAUGGAGUCUUGUACGAAGGACAUUCCAACAUGUGAAUGGCUGAAAGAAUGGACAGAACGCACAAGGAAGUUUUCAUUCCAGAACAACCCCGCCCUUCAGCCCAGAGCCAUGGUAGUCUUUGGCUGCAUCAACAAAUCCACAUCACCCAAAGAGAUGCGUAGUCUCCUGCUCUUCUUGGCCCAAGCUGUACACAAUGCCAUCAAUCAGAAGGAUUGCUAUGGGAGUGGUAUUCAGCAGAAUAGCUCCUUGCUGUACAUAGAGUCGAUUGUUAUUGCUAUGACCAGAUUGCAACCUCUGCUUGAGAAGGAUUCUCCAAUGCACAAGCUGUUGUUCUGGGUAUCCAUAGCUGUCCUUCAGCUGGAGGAAGCUGCUCUCUAUGCUGCGGGUAUGGCCAUGUUGGAACAGAAUCUACACUGCCUAGAUGAACAAGGACUCUUUGAAGACACUAGUCCGGAGGUUGUGCUGAUGGCCGUUAGAGAACCUUUAGAUUUCCAGUUCAAGCAAAUGGAUCUAGCCGUUGGUCUUAGCUUCAAGUACAACUUCAACUUUGCUCUUGUUGGACAUCUACUCAAAGGAUUCAGGCACCCUACCAGUGCUACAGUAUCAAGAACAAUCCGUAUCCUAAACCUGAUGCUAGAUAUUGUCUGCAAACACAGAAACUGUGACAAGUUUGAUGUGAACAUGGAAUCAGUAGCGUACCUUGCAGCCCUCCUACCAGUAUCUGAAGAGGUUAGGAGUCGCUGCAGCAUGCGUCGGAACUACCCUAACCUAUCCCCAGAGACACUAGAACUUGACAACUCAGUCUUUGUUCAAGUCCAGUACCCUUACCAUCCAACACCCCACCAAGGUCAACAGCAGAGGUCUCCCUCCAAGAGGUUACGAUCUCCGCAUAAAACCCCCGGCAUCACGAACGCCGCUGUUAAAACCCAGCGGAGUUUGGAUUCGGCACUCAGACAGCAGCAAGGUCCGGUGACGAUCGACAAGUCUCCGUUGAAGCAGUACAAGAGCUUGGACCUGCCACCUCACAGCACGGGGAGAGGGGCGCGCAGUCCGGAGGUGGUGGUCAGCGGGGUGGCUUCAGGGGCCAACGCUGAGGGAGGAGUAGGGGAGAGGAGAGUUCGGCAUGAGAGGAGGACCAGUGGGACUGCUAUGACGAUACCACAACCGAGAAAGGAACGGAAGGUCUCCACACCGUCAGAGAAUGUACUUCUCAAUGAUGAAGUCCUCACAGAGUCGGGUGUGCAAGCUUUGUUGCUAACUGUUCUGGCUACCCUAGUACGUAACAUGAAUGAAGGAGAUGUAGGCAUCCUGUAUGAAUACCUAGCUGAAGCAAGCCAAGUCUUCCCUCAAGUAUUUCCCACUGUGUAUUCAUUGCUGGAUUCCAAGAUCAGUAAUGUGUUGAGAACAUGCAACAACCAAGCCAUGUUAGCUGCUGUCCAGAGCAUCAUUCAGAAUACUUUGGCCAGUGAGGAAGGCCAGAUACAACCUACAAAUCUUCAAGGCAUUGGAUUUGGCGGCUUAUGGCGAUUCAGCAGUCAGUUUCCACAGAAAUCUGAGAUCCGAGGUACAUCCGACCACUUUGUGAAGCUUCUACAGGCCAUGGCAGAGCAGUGCCGAACAGGAGACGACAAUGAUUGGCUGUCGGUACCCACGCUAGAGUUCUUCUCACUGACCACGCCCUUAGUGGUAGGUAACCUCUCCAACUCCAUGUCAUCUCUCUGCUCCUCCCACUCUGCGUCCGAUGUUGAACAGCUUUCAUCGUCCCACAGUGCUCAGCUCUUCGCAGUGCCAUCCCAGCGUCUAAGACACUGCUCGGACCACCAAACCAUGAUGACCUCCACAAGCUUGACCGGGAACGUCCAGGCCAGGCCGCAGCACCGGAGUAGCUUCAAACGGAAGAAGCAGCAGCAGCCUUCCAACAGGUAGCACUGACCUAGCACCAGAUGUUUGUAUUUAUUCAAAUCAUUACCUUAUUUAAAGACUUGUACAAUGUGCUUCUGCACUUAUCACAAAUGCUACAAUUCUCAUGGAACUGGGAUUUCAAUGAAAUGAAAAUAUGUUCAUGAAAGAAAUUUAUUUAUAAUUGAUUAUAGCAAGAUUGAAACUGCCCAUAGAAGUGGGGAUAUGGUAACGACUUAAAGAUGUGAAGUUUUAUUUUGUAAAUGUAUCAGAGUAUAUGUAUUCCGGUGAUGAAAGUUGGAUGGGACAGUGUGUGUUGAAGCAGAAUUUAUUCAAUGUAUGUGGUACUUAUUGAGAUUGAUUUUGUAUUACUUUUAUAAAGUUUGUUGUAGUCACCAACAGGGAAUGUUCCCUUGUCAAAAAUGGUAUGCAAGUCAAUACUUAACAUGUUAGUAAAUAGAGUAAUUGGAAUUAGAAAUUAUAGCAAUUGCCGGCCUUGCUCUAAAUGAAGACAAAUUGCAUCCGACUAUUUUCUCAAGAUAAAUUCUUCCCUGAGGGAAUCACAUUAUCAGGUUUAUCUCAUUGCAUUGGAAAUGAUAUGUUGCAACCCUAUACACAGCACUAAUUUGAUAUAAUUUGUCCAGAGAUUUCAAAGGUUAUUUCAGUCACAGGUUCAUAGCCACUGCUGAAAUAUGGUGCUUAUUUGAAAUGUACAUUUGGGUUCCAUUACACAAAACGCAGCUAUUGAUCAUAGGUGUGUAGUUUGUUAUUUCUCUCUGCCUAGUAUUUGCUUCAUUUUAUCAGACAUACAUUUCCACACUAUUUGGCCGCCCCUCCGCACUCUCCUUGCCUCACAGUCCAUCGGAAAUGACACAAAAACCCCAACAAAACCAAGGAAAUUAAGGGUAAUAAACUUUAAUUCCAUCACACUUGCAUCCUCAAAUUUCUAUUUGUAAUGACAAGAUGAACUAAUAAUUAGAGGAAGAAGGUUGAAAAAUCAUAUGUCCUCGAGCCAGAUCCAGGCCCUAUUUUGUUACUGCCUAUGCUAAUAUUGGAAAACUUUUGCUAGGUUAAUAAACUUUAAUUCCAUCACUCUUGCAUCCUCAAAUUUAUAUUUGUAAUAACAAGAUGAACUAAUAAUUAGAAGAAGGUUGAAAAAUCAUUUGUCAUCUAGUAUCCAGGCCCCAUUUUGUUACAACCUAUGGUAAUUAUUGAAAAACUUUUGCCCGACAAAUUUGAACAAUAGGUGGUGCUAUUGGAAUAGAUUGAGCAUUAAUAAUAGGGCUGAUUGUAUGAUUGAUUGCAUCAUUUCUUAUUCGCGAUCAAUCAUACAAAUCAAGUGUAUGGUCAGUUGCUGUCAAGGUUUGUGUUAUUGGGACCCAAUUCUAGUUAUCAUUUUUGUUUGAAUCUUUCAUCAUAUACUGCCCUACAUUUCUUUUGCUGCUGUAAAUCAUGACUGCCUUCCUAUCUGAUGGAAACAAGGUUUUUUUUGUCAAGUAUAUGCACAUGAAUUGAUAUUUUUGAGAACAAGGUGAACAGGAGAAAAAAAAAAGAGCUAUUCCAUUGUAUGAUAUGAUUCCGCUACAAGAGUUCCGGGCCCUGUCUUACAAAGAGUUACGAUUGAUCCGAUAAAUCUCAAGUAUAUGGCAAUCCAUCAAUGUCAUAAUUUUUUCUUUUGGAAAUUUGCUCAAUGUCCUUUGAAAACAAAGAGAAGCCUACUGAAUUGUCAAGAAAACAUUGAAUGUAUGAAUAUAUGUCAUUUCUAGAAAAUAUUUAGAACAAACAUGUAUUUUAAAUGCUGACGUUGCGGGCUUUCCAUAGUUGCGCUUGACUGGAUCAAACACAACUCUUUGUAAGACGGGCCCCAGGUCAGUUUGUAGUUCAUGCACCCAUCGCAUGCAAGACCUAUGGCUAUAGCUUAGGCAGACCAAUUUUCACACAAUAGCCCUCCAAACCCUAUAAGAAGGCAAGUCUUUAAUUUGGGGUCAUAUAACUGUUGGGAAGAAAGCUUUUGCUUCUGGCAGGCAUGAGUGAAGAGGGAUGUGUUGUGAUGAAAAAUAAAUUGGCCAUUGGUUUGUAUGCAUGAUCAGCCUCAACAAGAAUUGAGAUUUUUAAACAAAUUUCCUUACCAAGGGCUGAAAUCCUUGUCUGGACCGGUUAUUUAUGCAUUCACUCGAGUUUCCACAAUAUAGCAAGUCUCUGAAAUGUCAGACAUGAUGUCUCUAAAUGCUAUGAUAGCAAUGGCAUGAGCCAUUAUCACUUAAUUUCAAGCUAUAGGCCUAUUUGAUAAGAAUUACACUAUAAGGAUUCAUAGAUAUUUUUGUAUAGUAGAUUGAGAAUACUCUAUUGACCUUGGGUAAGAUAAUGAAUAUUGCUUGCUAAAAUAUGCUAUCUGCAAUCCACCAGGAAUUCCUUUAUAUAUCCGUGUCCCCUUUCUUUUAUUAUGUCAUCAUGCUGUAGAUGUUUGGUAGAAACAAAUUAGUAAAUCAACAAAGAAUAUAAAUGCACUUUGCAAACAUACCUCCACAUGAGUUUAGUUUUUACAUUUAGUUUUACAUACAGUUUGAAUGAUUUUAUUUUCCAGAUGAAUAUGUUUUGUGUACUGUACAUGUAGAUAAUUAGAUACAGAAAUGCAUAUUGAGAUAAAGUAUCCCUCUCCACACUGUUUGCCUAAUCCCAGUUUGUAGAUCUUUUAACAUUGUUGUAAAAUACAUACUGUAAAAGGAUGUAGAAAGAGUAUUGUACAAAAUGUGAAUAUAUAUAUUUAUGUACAGGGCCAUCGCUACUGGUUCAGAAACUACAUUGUACAAUUCAUUGUAUAUAUAUAUAAAAAUAUAUAUAUACUUGUAGAAUUGAACAUGCAGAUGGAGAAUGUUAGAAUUGAAUGAAAUGAUAUUUGUACAACUUGCCAGAACUAUAUACCUAUAAUAGUAUCAUGAUGUAUUUGAAAAAUGUUUAAUUAAUAUGAAUAUAUGCUUUGUUAAAUAUGCAAAACAUGUGGAUUAGUUGCCUGGGUCUUCUACGAUGUGUUCAAGCAUUCAUGUAUUUGUGUAUAGAUCACUGUGUUUGUAAUCUUUUGCAUAACUCAACACAUGUUUGUUGGAUGUCCAGUGCUUCAUGUAGCUUGUUCCCAUUGCCAAUUCCUCUUUGAUAUAUGACCAGUGAUUCAGUCUAGUAGUCCAUUUCUUUUCUCUUUGAUUCAUUAAAUCCUUCCACCUACCACCAA
Molecule: messenger RNA, 11512 nt
Organism: Lytechinus pictus (painted urchin)
Lineage: Eukaryota; Metazoa; Echinodermata; Echinoidea; Temnopleuroida; Toxopneustidae
Product: neurofibromin-like
Exons: 57
Coding region: 1-8313 (2770 amino acids)
Biological process (GO): regulation of GTPase activity
Source: RefSeq, a predicted model, not a curated record